Molecule: messenger RNA, 1850 nt
Organism: Prosopis cineraria
Lineage: Eukaryota; Viridiplantae; Streptophyta; Magnoliopsida; Fabales; Fabaceae
Product: triose phosphate/phosphate translocator, non-green plastid, chloroplastic-like
Exons: 9
Coding region: 104-1342 (412 amino acids)
Biological process (GO): transmembrane transport
Cellular component (GO): Golgi apparatus; membrane
Molecular function (GO): antiporter activity
Source: RefSeq, a predicted model, not a curated record
AAAUCUGCGCGUUUCCGUUACUCUGCCGAGAAAGUUGCAGUCUACCCAUCUUCCCUCUUUCUAGAGAGUGUUCGCGAAUUAGAUCCGUUCCUAAACUUCGAAAAUGCAGAGCACAGCUUUCACUAUCUCCCCUUCGCUGCCUCUUCAUAAAUCUCGCAGAUCUUUUACCUCCAACCGCUUCUCUCCUCUGUUUGCGUCCUCUUCCAAGCCCAAUGAAAGCUCUUCCUCCUCCUCCUCCUCCUCUUCUUCCUCGUCGUUCCAUCGCCGAUAUUGGGCCGUUGCUUCUUCUUCCUCCUCCUCUUUUAAGUUCAGGCCCUCGACAUCCUUGCCUACUCCUGCUUCCUCUGAUUCUGACGCUACUCGCUUUGAGGCCCGGGCCACUUCUGUUCCUGAGAGCGCCGACGAGAGCUCCAACGCCUUAUUCAAAACUCUGCAGCUCGGAUCCUUGUUUGGUCUCUGGUACCUCUUCAAUAUAUACUUUAAUAUCUACAAUAAGCAGGUCUUGAAGGUGUACCAGUUUCCAUUAACUGUCACUGCAGUUCAAUUUGCCGUUGGGACUCUCCUUGUCUUAUUUUUAUGGACUUUUAACCUCUAUAAAAGGCCUAAAAUAAGUGGUUCCCUGCUUGCAGCUAUACUGCCUCUGGCUGUGGUACAUACUUUAGGGAACCUUUUCACUAACAUGAGCCUUGGAAAGGUAGCUGUGUCGUUCACUCACACUAUCAAAGCAAUGGAGCCUUUCUUUUCAGUGGUCCUUUCUGCUAUAUUCCUCGGAGAGAUGCCAACUGCAUUGGUUGUCGCUUCACUUGUGCCUAUUGUUGGUGGAGUAGCACUGGCAUCUGUCACUGAGGCCUCGUUUAAUUGGGCUGGAUUUGGGAGUGCGAUGGCAUCUAAUUUGACAUUUCAGUCUCGUAAUGUUCUUAGCAAAAAGGUCAUGGUUAAUAAAGAGGAAUCAGUGGACAAUAUAAACCUCUUCUCAAUAAUUACUGUUUUGUCCUUCUUUUUAUUAGCACCUGUGGCUAUCUUCAUGGAAGGUGUCAAAUUUACCCCUGCAUACCUGCAAUCUGCUGGGUUAAAUGUUAGACAACUAUACAUCAGAUCUCUUGUUGCUGCACUCUGUUUCCAUGCAUAUCAACAAGUUUCUUAUAUGAUACUGCAAAGGGUAUCGCCUGUUACCCACUCUGUGGGUAACUGUGUGAAGCGGGUUGUGGUCAUUGUGAGCUCUGUCCUCUUCUUCAAAACACCUGUAUCACCUGUUAACGCUUUUGGCACUGGUAUUGCUCUUGCCGGAGUGUUCCUUUAUUCAAGGGCGAAGCGAAUGAAGCCAAAGCCAAAGACAGCUUAAUAUUCGGUAAAAUUGUGCUAGUUUCUUUGUUCUGCUGCAAGGAAAAUGUCUCGUCUGCUUAUCAAUUACCUUAGUUUUUUUUUUCGAGUGUGCAAAUACAAUUUCACUUAGACGAGUAUAUAUAAAUAGUCUUCUUGGUUUGUUAGGAUGUGCUGCAAUAUGCACCCACAAACUAAUUCUCCAUUUCACCAUUCCCCAACUUCGGAAAUUGGCAAAGCCAAAAGAUAUGAAGGGAGAAUUUAUGGUUAUAUGAUCGUCUUGGGGCUUGGCAAGCCAUACUAUCAUUCAUCACUAAUUCCCGCCCCCCCCCCCCUUUUGGGGACUAGGAAAAUAGUAGCCAUACACUAAUUACUUGUGCCAGUUGCAGGCAACGCCACAGGAAGAAAUUUAGGGUACUAAUAACAUGUUUCUUCUUUUUUUAAAAUAAGAUUAUGAAAUAUGUUUUGGUUCAUUUCCAUAUGUGAAGAAAAAUUCUAUUCUACAAUCAAUCGAGAAGGUUUAUUCUUUA